This is a messenger RNA of Penicillium nucicola, 1428 nucleotides long. Its product is annotated as NOT2/NOT3/NOT5 family protein. Gene Ontology annotation, cellular component: CCR4-NOT core complex; P-body. The record is from RefSeq and is a predicted model, not a curated record. The coding region runs from base 1 to 1428 and encodes 475 amino acids. Gene Ontology annotation, biological process: regulation of DNA-templated transcription; nuclear-transcribed mRNA poly(A) tail shortening. The transcript is spliced from 7 exons. Lineage: Eukaryota; Fungi; Ascomycota; Eurotiomycetes; Eurotiales; Aspergillaceae.
AUGCUCGGAUUCUCCUCGCAACAGCAAGCACAGGCCCGAGAUAAUUUACUAGCUUCUGCGCAGUUGCCAAACGGCAAACUUGGCGGCGCAGCGAAUUGGAGCUUCAAUCUACCCGUCAGCGGAUCAUCGAGCCUUCAGAGCAGUCAACAGCGUACAAUGGGAACCAUGGGGAGUUUCGCACAAAGUCUUGGGGGAUCCCAGUCAGCGGCACCGCUAGAUCUCUCGGAGUUUCCUUCAUUAUCAGGAGCACCACAACAAUCUCAGUCGCAGUCGCAGACCCCUGGUCAGUUGAUGUGGGCUAACGCAAGCCAACGUGCUGCUCAACAAACACCUGUUCAAAGGCAACAGCAUCCUCCGACGUCGCAACCUCCUUCUCGUACCUCUCAAACCCAAGGUCUUCCCACACCUCAACAGCCGCAACAGCCUCACGACGAUAUGUUCCCUUCAGGUUCACAAUUCGCCAAUCGGCUGGAUGACUUCAGAAAUGGUGGCCAGGGCAUCAGUAGCCAAUUAGGCGCUGGAGGCCAGCCUCAGACGGGCAAUAUUGAAGAAUUCCCUCCUUUGGGUCGGAACGCUGCCGCCGAACUUCCUCUCGGCCGAACUGGGUCUUUGAUGCAGGGUGCAGGCUUCGGGAGCUAUGGCGCUGGUCUAGGGGCUUCACGGUCACCUGUCAGCCAAGUACCUAAUGGUAUUCUCGGACAAGAGAAAGAUGACAUGAACAACAAUGUCUUGUCAGGACAGCGAAACUUCAGUGACCCACAAGCAUUACAACAAAGGCCCUCGGAAGAUGCCGAUGGCCAAGAAGUCUCUAACGCACCUCAGAGCACAGAACAGCCGCCACUUUCCCAGAUGAGCGAGUUAGACAGGUUUGGAUUGGCUGGCUUGCUGCGCAUGAUUCACAGCGAGAGUCCGGAUGUUGCAAGUCUCGCCGUUGGCCAAGACCUAAUGACUUUAGGGCUAGAUUUGAACCAGGCUGAACCUUUGCAUACUUCGUUCGCUACCCCAUUCGUAUCAUCGAUGUCAGCAGUUCCUUUGGAACAGGAUUUCUCUUUGCCUGCUUGUUACAAUGUCGCCAAUAUCCAACCGCUUCAGUCUCGCAUCCCUGGCUUCAGUGAUGAGACCCUAUUCUACAUCUUCUAUAGCAUGCCCCGUGAUAUCAUGCAGGAACUGGUAGCCGAGGAACUGAUGGGCCGCAAAUGGCGGUACCACAAGCUCGAACGUUGCUGGCUGACCCGCGACGAAACAUAUCCCGGCCCCGUUGAUGUAGAGCGCGGAGUGAGCGAGCGCGGAGUUUAUCUUCUCUGGGACCCCACAAGCUGGAAAAAGAUCCGACGCGAGUUCAUUCUGCGAUACGAAGACUUGGACAACCGGUUGGACCCCAACCGAGGAGCCACUCGCCCAGUUGGCGCAACACAUCACGCCUCAUGA